GGGCAGUGAAGGGGCACUCAAUGAAAGCGUAACGCUAUACGUGUGUGAAUCAUACGAUUGUGUCAUUCAUUCAAACAUUGUUUACGAAAACAACACAUUUGUGGCCAAAGCGUGGAUCCAUUGAGUGAUCACUCGUUAAACUCAAUUAACAAGCGAAUCGGUGGUGAAUAUCUGGCGCGGGAUGUGUUGUCGUGGCGGUAGACGUGCGAUGGGAGUGGUGUUGGUGUGGGGGAUGAUGUUGGGGGGAACGCCAGCCCAAGUGAACCCCAACUCCCUGUGGCUGAACUCACGAGGAAUGUGGUUGUCGUACGCCUGCGGAGUACUGGUCCUCCAUCUGGCGCUCCUCUCCUUCCCCUUCCUAUCGGUGGCCACCGUCUGGACCCUCACUAAUGUCAUCCAUAAUCUGGUGAUGUUCGUGUUCCUGCACGUACUGAAGGGCACCCCCUGGGAGAGUGGAGAUCAGGGGAAGGUUAGGAAACUGACGCAUUGGGAGCAGAUAGACGAUGGCAUUCAAUUCACUUCCACCAGAAAGUUCUUAACAGUGGUUCCCAUUAUAUUGUUUUUUCUGACGAGUUUUUACACGAAAUACGAUUCCUUCCACUUUGUGGUCAACUUUAUAGCCCUUCUGUUGGUGUUGUUACCAAAAUUACCACAAUUUCAUUGCGUCAGACUCUUCGGCAUCAAUAAGUACUGAACCCAACUGUCUGUCCCGACACAUCGAGUGCUGUACUUCCGUAAUGAUAUGAAUUUGAAUUAGUUUUGUAAUAACUUUUGUUAGUUAUAUGAGUAAUAAUCAAAUAAUGACAACAAAGUGAAAAUAUAAUUAUUAUUGUAUUUACUGUUAAU
Molecule: messenger RNA, 846 nt
Organism: Oppiella nova
Lineage: Eukaryota; Metazoa; Arthropoda; Arachnida; Sarcoptiformes; Oppiidae
Source: the annotation of a GenBank genome assembly